Messenger RNA from Symbiodinium natans, 756 nucleotides. Lineage: Eukaryota; Dinophyceae; Suessiales; Symbiodiniaceae. The record is from the annotation of a GenBank genome assembly.
AUGGAUCCACAGCUCGCCUUUGCUUUUCCCCAGCAGGUCUUUGGCCGGAAUGUCGCCGACACCUUCUCCGAUAAGGAUGACGAGAAGUUCCAACAGAGGAUCCGCGCCAAGCUUGAUGCCAACGUCUAUGACCAGUCAGAGGUUGGCCACAUCUUUUCCUUGGAAAAUGGGGGCUCCAGCUGCCGUGAGAAUGUCUUCAUGCAGGAACGCCAGUGGAAUAACCAAAUCUUCUGUGAUGAGUUGCAUGUGGCCUACGUCGGCUGGCACAAGGCUCAGACGGCCUGGCGGGUGGCCCAGAGAACUGCGAAGUUCCAGGAGGGCUGCUGGAAGACCUGGACCUUGGAGCAGAUUCGCAACAAGGGCGUGGAGGAUUUCCGGCGGAUGGGCCUCUGGGUGAGGGAGGCCGGCGGCUUUGACGUCAGGUCGCCUGCCAUCCUGGAGGGAAGGGUGAGGAUCCUUCCCAGUGGCAUGCCGCUUGGGGUGCACGACUGCAUGCGCAGGGUCGUCGUGGACGAGUCGCCGAAUCAUGACAUCUACGGUGGGAUCGAUCUGGGUGAUGACGACUCCCCCUACAUCCUUGCGGCCCCGGCUCAGCAGCGGCCGCAGCUGGAGCUGCAGCCGACCUCGGCAGCGCGCGCCCGGCGCCUCAGCGCGGAUCGCACGGAGCUCUUGGCGAACCAGCGGGAGGUGUCUUUGAGGCGAAGACCUGAGGCCCAAGGAAGAUCCUGCCCGUGCUUCGAAUGCUAUUUCAUGUAG